AUGGCAAAGCCAACAACCAUACAUGGCGUCCGCCCGCUCGCCAGCCAAACCGCCGCCGUCGCCAUCGCAAUCACCUUCAAGUUCCGGCCCGAGGACGCCGCCGCCGCCGCCGCCCCUCGCGUCAUCAACGAGGUUGAUACGCCGCAGCAAGGGCAUGAGGCACCGCCCGACGCGUCCGUCAGUAUCGGCCACAGCAAAGGCCGAAGUUAA
This is a messenger RNA of Purpureocillium lilacinum, 210 nucleotides long. The record is from RefSeq and is a predicted model, not a curated record. Lineage: Eukaryota; Fungi; Ascomycota; Sordariomycetes; Hypocreales; Ophiocordycipitaceae.